AUGUCUGGUCAUGUUGCACGUGGCUCUGCCUCCGGCCAAGAUCGAUCCCUCGACGCAGAAAUGGUACUUGUCGAUGGCAAGGGUGACGGAACGUCAUCCCCAGAGGUUACUGCCUAUUUGCACAGUGACGAGGACGAAUCCCCACCUGUCAUUCUUGCACCGCCACCUGAUGGUGGCCUCAAAGCAUGGGCACAGGUUGUCAUGGGCCACCUCAUAUUGAUCAACGGCUGGGGCUACUUGUCUUCCUUCGGCCUGUACGAGUCCUACUAUACAACAUCCCUCUCCUUGUCACCUUCGAGCAUUUCUUGGAUUGGCUCCGUUCAAAUCUUUCUCGUCUAUGUGGUUGGAACAUUCUCUGGAAGAGCGCUGGACGCUGGGUAUUAUCACACGGUGCAAGCAGCAGGAUCCUUCCUCCAAAUCCUUGGCAUAUUCAUGACCUCGGUCUCGACGGAGUACUGGCAGAUCUUCCUAGCACAGGGCGUUUGCAAAGGCCUUGGUGAUGGCCUGGUGUUCUGUCCGACCGUGUCCCUGGUCGCCACCUAUUUCUCCAAAAAGCGCUCUCUGGCUAUGGCCUUCACUGCCUCCGGUGGAGCUACAGGUGGCAUCAUCUUUCCUCUCAUCUUCCAACAGUUGGAGCCGCGAUUAGGAUUUGGCUGGACAGUCAGAAUCAUGGGAUUCGUUGUCCUUUUCAACGCUGUGGCAGCCGCACUGCUUGCUCGUUAUACUUUGCCUACUUCUACAUCNAGCUCCUUUGGCAAGAAGAUCAUCGGCGUCUCCUCUUCGACUUCACUGACGAUACUCCUUGUCAUGAACGCAGUAGGCAUACCGGGCCGUCUAAUCUGCGGCCUUACAGCAGACCGCUUGUUGGGCCCCAUCAACACUCUAAUCCCAGUCGCCUUGUGCGCUGGUCUCCUGUUUUACUGCUGGUCCGCGGUCACAUCUCUAGGCGGUCUCUUUGCUUUCUGCAUCGUGUAUGGAUUUUUUGGCGCCGGCAUACAAAGUCUUNNUUUUCCCGCCGCUUGCGCCAGUCUCACUUCUGACGUCAAGAANAUGGGUGUCCGUACCGGAAUGUGUUUUACGGUGGUGUCGCUUGCUUGUUUGAGCGGUCCACCUAUAGCUGGAGCGCUCAUUGAGAGGGAUCAUGGGCACUACCUCUUUGCGCAGAUGUUUGGAGGUUCUGCGAUCGUGGGUGGUGCUUUGAUACUUACGGCAGCCAAACUCUCAAGGAAAAGACUGGAGGUCAAGUAG
Aureobasidium uvarum is the source of this 1248-nucleotide messenger RNA. Lineage: Eukaryota; Fungi; Ascomycota; Dothideomycetes; Dothideales; Saccotheciaceae. The record is from the annotation of a GenBank genome assembly.